This is a messenger RNA of Perca flavescens (yellow perch), 2654 nucleotides long. Its product is annotated as acetylcholinesterase. NCBI's taxonomy places the organism in Eukaryota, Metazoa, Chordata, Actinopteri, Perciformes, Percidae. The transcript is spliced from 10 exons. The record is from RefSeq and is a predicted model, not a curated record. Gene Ontology annotation, cellular component: plasma membrane. Gene Ontology annotation, biological process: choline metabolic process; acetylcholine catabolic process. Bases 83 to 1864 code for a protein of 593 amino acids. Gene Ontology annotation, molecular function: acetylcholinesterase activity.
AUUGUAUCCACGCCUUCUCCCCCACCCCCCAUCAAUGCUUCCCUCCAGCGAAACACAAACUGCUAACUGACAAGGAUUUUCCAUGGCAACAGUCUCUCUGUGCAAUGGCUUCACCCUUCUUCUUCUGUUACCUAAUUUCCUGACUGUAUCAUCCGCCACCCAAGAUGACCUUGUAAUCAACACCAGGCAUGGAAAAGUUCAAGGGAAGUUGCUUCCAGUGCUGGGUGGUGAUGUUAGAGCAUUUUUGGGAAUUCCUUAUGGUAAACCCCCUCUGGGGAAACUGAGAUUCAGAGCACCAGAGCCAGUAGAGAGAUGGGAAGGGCUGAGGGAUGCCACCAAAUUCCCAAAUUCCUGCUACCAGUUGCCGGAUACAGCCUUUCCAGGGUUCAAAGGUGCAGAAAUGUGGAACCCAAACACUCCUGUGAGUGAGGACUGUCUGUACCUAAACGUCUGGUCCCCACGUUUCAACAAAACCCAGCCUAUGCCCCCACCACUUGCUCCUGUCCUUGUCUGGAUCUACGGAGGCGGGUUCACUCAAGGAACAUCCUCUCUGGACAUUUAUGAUGGUCGCUUCUUGAGUAAAUCUGAAAGUGUUGUUGUGGUAUCAAUGAAUUACAGACUUGGAGCUUUUGGUUUCCUGUCUAUUCCUGACAGCAAGAACAUCCAGAGCAAUGUAGGCCUGCUGGACCAGCGCUUGGCCCUCCACUGGGUAGCCAACAAUAUAGCUGCAUUUGGAGGUGAUUCUGCAAAGGUGACUCUGUUUGGGGAGAGCGCUGGUUCAGCAUCUGUGGGCUUUCACCUGCUCUCCCCAGGCAGCCAUGGUCUUUUUCAAAGGGCUGUGAUGCAAAGUGGCUCUCCUAAUGCACCCUGGGCCACAAUCAGCCAGACUGAGGCCUGGCGCAGGUCCAUGAAGCUGGUGACGUUACUGGGGUGUCCCACGUCUCCUCCAGCUGAUAUGGAAGCUUGUCUUCAGCACGCUGAUCCUCUGAAAAUCUCUAUGAAGCAAUAUGACGUUUUAAUACAGCCUACAAUCUUAGCCACACCCUUUGUUCCUCAUGUUGAUGGGGACUUCAUACCAGAUAAAGUCGAAGUGUUGCUUAGUACCGGUACCCUCCCAAAGACAGAGGUCCUGUUUGGCCUAAACAGGGAUGAAGGGACCUACUUCCUAGUUUAUGGAAUGCCUGGAUUUAACAUCACCGGUCAAAGCCUCAUCACCAGGAAUGAGUUCCUGAAAGGAGUGGCGAUUUCAAUGGCCCGCGCAAGUGAUGUCACAAGAGAUGCGGCCAUUUUACAGUACACUGACUGGACAGAUGAGAAUAACAGGAUGAAAAAUCGUGACUCGCUGGGAAGUCUAUUUGGAGACCAACAGUUUGUUUGUCCUGUGCUAGAGUUUGCUAACAGGUACUCACAACGUGGUGGUAAGGCUUUCCUUUAUUUAUUUGAACACCGGUCUUCCGUCAAUCCUUGGCCAGAAUGGAUGGGUGUUAUGCACGGCUACGAGAUAGAAUUUGUCUUCGGAAUGCCUCUGAAUGUAUCCCUGGGAUACACGAAGAAUGAAGUAAACAUGACCAAGAAGUUUAUAAAACACUGGGCCAACUUUGCCCGGAAAGGUAAUCCAAGCAUUGAUGGAGCUAACUGGCCCGUGUUCACCCCUGAACAGCAAGCGUAUGUCACUCUGAACUACAACCAUCCAGAACAAAAGAGGAUGAUGAGAGCUGACAAGUGUCACCUCUGGAACAAAUUAAUGCCAAAAAUACAAAAAGUAUCAGAUGAUCUUCAGUCUUGUGUUAAAGCAAAUGGGCUCAUACUCCACUGUAAUUACACCUUCCUCCUCAUUCUAUUGGUUAUAACUUUAACCUAUUGAUAGAGUGAUGAGACCUAUGUUUUAUACAGUCAUAUGCAACAGUUUAAAUAAAAUAUAGUGGUUUGGUCUUUACAGUUAUUUAAAACAUUUUGUGAUUGCCCUACUGAAUUGUAUAUUUAAAGAAAUUGUAUUUUAUUUAUGAAGUGUGUGAUUUAGGUAAACGCUCCUGUUUUUUUGUAACUGUACAAUAACCAGCAUUCACAAUGAUUGCUUCAUAAAGCCACUAUAUGCAUAAUACAUAAUAUUCUCCCCAACUCGACGGAAAUAUAUUUUAGGAUGCUAAAAUUCGAAUGGUCCUAAUGAGGGAAGCAGUACUUUUUCUUUUGCAGUUACUGGUAUUGUACCAUGCACAACAACCAGAUAGUGGCUUAUGUUAUGACAUGCAAAUUUUAAUGAUGAUAACUGUCAUGGUCUGUUCUGAUAAAUGUAUAGCUGCCAUUUAAUUCCAUUUGUUUAUGUUUUUCUUUCAAAAGUGUGCAUAUAAAUGGUGCUUACAUUAAAUACAGACUGAUUGAAAUGUUUGCGUGCACUCGUAUUGGACAAAUCUGAAAUUGGUUUCUGAAUAUAACGCAGGUGACUCAAAACAGUCAGAUUUUGAAGCUUGAAUUACACAAAUUCAUUUUUAAGCUGCAGAAAACACAUUAUUUCCUUGUUGUCAAGUAAAAUCUAUUACCACUUUCAUGUAUAGUAGACUACGUCAUUACAAAGACAAUCAGGGAUGGUCUGGCUUUGUUGUCUAUUGUAUUGCUCAGUAAAGACCAUGUAACGAUCAUUAAAGAUUAGGAUAUAA